Molecule: messenger RNA, 885 nt
Organism: Guillardia theta CCMP2712
Lineage: Eukaryota; Cryptophyceae; Pyrenomonadales; Geminigeraceae
Exons: 11
Coding region: 1-885 (294 amino acids)
Molecular function (GO): adenine phosphoribosyltransferase activity
Source: RefSeq, a predicted model, not a curated record
AUGAUCAGUGUCCCACAACUGCUCGCUGCCAUCAUGGGCGUUGGGGUGGCGCUGGGCGCAGGAGGAGCGAUGCUAGUGAUGUCGACCAGUAGGAAGAAGAGGUUAGUAUGCUGUGCAGACUAUGAUGAUGUGCGGGAAGUCCCGUCUCGAGGGACGGGAAAGGAUGACCCCAUUAAAGGGAAAUCCUAUGCUAUAGAUCCCUCAUCGCCUGAUAUUCGAAAGAUAACAAAGGCCUUCCGGUGGUACUCUCCCCAGUUUUCACCCAAAGAAGUGCCGAGGUUCUACGACCUGUCAAGUAUAACUGAGAACCCGACGGCUUUCCGAGAUGUGAUAGACAUUCUCGUCUCUCGAUACUCUGCUCCUUCGUCCAAGCCAACUCACGUUGUAGCCUUCGAUGCAAGGGGGUUUGCGAUCGGGGCACCUCUUGCUGUUCAACUGGGAGUUCCACUUGUGCUCCUGAGGAAAUCCUCCAAGAAUCCAGGGAUCCUCGUCCAGAGCGAAGGAUACACCAAGGAGUACAAGGAGGAUCAUGAUGAGCGCAUGUGCCUGCGUAUCGAUGCGCUGAAACCCGGGGACAGCGUCAUUCUUGUGGAUGAUCUGCUGGCUACAGGAGGGACUGUCACCGCAGGACUGGAGCUCGUCUGCAAUCUUGGGGCUACCGUCCUGGAAGUCUGCUGUAUCCUGAUCUUGUCAAGCUUCAACCCCGUCUCGCGUAUCCGAGCUUCGCACGACGGGAGGUUCAAAGACGUUUCAGUCUUCUCCAUCAUUGAGGACUCAUCCAUACCGCCCAUCAACUGUAGAGACCCUGUGAAUUGGAAGGAGCGCAGGAGGAUUAUCGACGGCGAGCGAACAGAUUUCAUCCGUUCUACUUACAACCUCUCAUAG